Messenger RNA from Neolamprologus brichardi, 3738 nucleotides. It is a transcript of the gene sema4d, whose product is annotated as sema domain, immunoglobulin domain (Ig), transmembrane domain (TM) and short cytoplasmic domain, (semaphorin) 4D. Gene Ontology annotation, molecular function: semaphorin receptor binding; chemorepellent activity. Gene Ontology annotation, cellular component: plasma membrane. The record is from RefSeq and is a predicted model, not a curated record. Gene Ontology annotation, biological process: axon guidance; positive regulation of cell migration; negative chemotaxis. NCBI's taxonomy places the organism in Eukaryota, Metazoa, Chordata, Actinopteri, Cichliformes, Cichlidae.
UCAGGGCUCUCGCUCUCCGCCGGUGAGCAGUGUUUGACUGCUGCGACAGGGAGGAAAGGGAAUACGAGCAGUUUCGCUUUACGCUCAGAUGGAGACAGCCUGUCACUGGCAUGUGCCAAAGUGAAAUAGGUCUUGAAUGCGAGCCCUGUCUCUCCACCCUUUGCAGCAUCUUGCGUUCCUUUUUUCUUUUUUUUUCUUCACCUUCAGUGUUGAUCAUACUAGAUGGAGAGAGAGAGACAGAUUGCUCUUGACUGGUGAGCAGAGAGGGAGGAGGUGACAGGCUAGUUGUGCUGGAUGACCAGAUUUUAUUUAUUUUUUUAACAUCUGUCAUGCAAACCUUUCACGACUGUACCAGUAAUAACAGUGUGACUGAGCCACGUUGGAAGAGCUUCUGUACCUGCAGGAUCUUCCCACUCAGAUUAUGACGUGUACUGCGACCAUAGCCCCGGGCGUCUCGCUCAACCGUUUCAGCUGUGUGAAGGAACGUGAAAAGAAGAUUUAAUGAAUCAGUAUUCGCUAGCCGACGUGAUGACGGACAACUUGAGAAUUUUAUAAUUCUCUCCGGAGGAAGAGCGUCGCAUCCUUUAAGGAUUCACAGAGGAAACUUCACAGUUCCAAAGUUAUCAGAGUCUAAUAUGGGCUUUGGCGUGCUGGGGGUGUUUCUGGGGCUGCUCCUGGAGGUUUCCACACACGGGCCCCACGGUGUGCCUCGCACUUCCUGGAGACAUCAAGAUUUAGAUCUGAUGGAGUUUUCAGAGCCGGGCAUCUUCAACUACUCCGCAUUACUGCUGAGUGAAGAAAGGGAUGCGCUGUAUGUGGGAGCAAGGGAGGCCAUCUUUGAGCUCAGCAAGAAGAAUGUGAGCGUCAGAAACAAGAAGGUUCAGUGGCCAGUUACAGAAAAAUCUAUGAAUAUGUGCACGCUGAAAGGAAAAUCAAAAGAGAGGGAGUGUCUAAACUACAUUCGAGUGCUCCAAGCAGUAGAUGACACGCGGCUGUAUGUCUGCGGCACACACGCCUUUCAGCCUCAGUGUGAUUACUUGUACUUUGGCAACUUCUCACUUCACGGUAAACCCGAGGACGGCAGAGGGAAGUGCUCCUUUGACCCCUCGCAAAGCUUUACUACUGUCAUGGCUGAUGGAGUGCUGUACUCAGGGACAGCUUAUAAUUUCUUAGGCAGUGAACCGAUUAUAUCCAGAUACUCCCCGACCCAGUCUCUGCUGAGGACUGAGUACUCCACAUCAUGGCUUAAUGAACCCAGUUUCGUUUUCGCCGACGUGAUCAGAGAAGGGGAAAAUGGAGCAGAUGGCGAGGACGACAAAAUCUACUUUUUCUUCACCGAGGUGUCGGUGGAAUACGAAUUCUUUGGCAAGCUGUUCAUCCCCAGGGUGGCGCGCGUCUGUAAGGGUGACCUUGGAGGGCAGCGCACUCUGCAGAAAAAGUGGACGUCCUUUCUGAAAGCCAAGCUGGUGUGCUCCAUGCCUGAGCUCAACUUCGUUUUCAACGUGGUUCAUGACGUUUUCAUCCUGAAGGGGACAGACCGCAAAAACACGGUCGUCUACGGAGUCUUCACCUCUCAGUGGGGUAACGUGGGUUUGUCAGCCGUGUGUGCCUACGAGAUCAAGGAUGUGGAAGACGUCUUCUCCAAGGGCAAGUACAUGCAGAAGGCCACGGUGGAGCAGUCCCACACAAAGUGGGUACGAUACAACGGCAUUACUCCUACUCCACGUCCUGGAGCUUGUAUUAACAACCAGAUGCGACUGCAGAACAUGAACAACUCGCUCCACUUGCCCGACAAAACCCUUCAGUUUGUUAAGGACCACCCCCUGCUGGAGGAUCCCAUCCUGCCCAUCCACAACAGGCCCCGCCUCAUCACCAAAGACGUCAAUUACACCCAGAUUGUCGUGGAGAGGGUCCAAGCACUUGACAAAAUUACUUAUGACGUCAUCUUCACUGGAACAGAUAAGGGUGUCCUGCACAAGUCGGUGCUGGUUGAAGAUGAGGUUCAUAUUGUGGAGGAGAUCCAGCUCCUGAAGAACGCUGAACCCAUCAAAAACCUGCUGCUGUCCUCAGAGACACAGUCCCUGUAUGCUGGGUCAGACCUGGGUGUAGUCCAGUCUCCUACAGCUUUCUGUGCCAGGUAUUCAUCGUGUGUCGACUGCAUCCUGGCACGAGACCCCUACUGCGCCUGGCACCCGAAGACUGCCACAUGUGUCAACAUCUUUGACACUGCCAGCCAAACACUCAGGGGGCUGAUCCAGAGCAUGAAAGGUGAUGCAAACAUGUGUCCAGCAGUGCCAGCUCUGUCUCGGAAGGACUACAGGCAUGUGGCGGUGAAACUGGGGAGCUCUGCCGAGCUGCCGUGCCUGGUACAUUCCAACCUUGCCCAGGUGAUGUGGAAAUCUAACGACUCGGUUCUCACCGAGGCCUCUCGCUUCCACCUCAUAGCCGAAAAUGGGCUCCUCAUUUACAGCGUGGCUCCAGAGGACCAAGGGUACUAUGAGUGCUGGUCCGUGGAGUGGUCUCCUGCUGCUGGCAGGAACUUCAGUCGCCUGCUGGCCGGAUACACCCUGACUCUGGAUCUUCCGCCCAGACCGCCGCACCAGGCGGGGCAUGCCGUCACCACCACCCUCGGUGGCCACGAGGCAGCUACCACAGGUGCAGCUGAAGGUAAAGUAGAGACGGAGAGAGCCGCACUAACUUCAGCCCUUGCCCCUCCCAGCUUCACAGCAGCAACAGUCCUGCCACCCUCCCCUCCCCAAAGCGACGCGUCACUAACCCCGCCCACCAGCAGCACAGUCAAGCUCCAGCCAAAGGUAAAUCUUCUUCCCACUAAUUCCAAAGGCCCCCAUCCUGACAGUCGGGACCCCUCGGCAGAGUAUUUGCAGCACAACAACACCGCUGCCCUCCUCUUCCUCUUCCUCCUGUUUUUCCUCCUCUUCAUGGCUGCGCUGGUGUACAACUGCUACAUGCAGUACCUUCCAGCUCCCUGCUUGAGGCUGCGGGCCACUCUACUUGGCAGCCACAAGAGCGCCCAUCAGACCGAGUACAGGGCCUGUGAGGCAGGUUUAAUAGAAACCUCUGCGAUCGAGAAAAUUAACAUGGCCGAGCAGCCGAUCCAGAACGGCAGCCAAACCACUCAAAACCUCCGGGCACUCCGCGACACGGGGUACGAAACCGAGCCGGAGUGCGGGAACGGUCGCGUCCCCUCUCUCAGUUUUGGAGACGAUAGCCCCUCCAAGGAGAAACCUUUUGAUGUGGACUGUGGAUCUCAGGACAUUCAGUAUGCAGAUGCAGAUGCAGAAGCUUAACGCUAGCCACAAUAGACUUGAUCCCUCCUAUCGGCACAGAGAGUGCAGGGGGCCGCGCUUUUUCUGCAUUUGCAGCUUCUGUCAAGGGCACAACAUUUUUGUAAGGCAUGAAAAUCCCGAGGCCCAGAUCGGGCAUUCCCGCUCGGUUGUAGAGUUUUAACUCCCUCUGCUUGAUUUUAGGGCUAAUGGUGAUGGUGAAGCAAAAAAAAAAAAGAAGCAAAAAAACAACUGUAUUCAAGGAAGCUGCAGCUCCUUCAGCUUAGCCCAGCAAGAAAAGCUAUUAAAUUUUUGAAUUUUUGUCAAUUUUUUUUUAAACAUUCCAAAUUGGAAACAUUGUUUACCAAAUUGGUAAGUUACUGUGAUGCUUUCCAAAGUGCAGUCACAUUUCUGUACAGCUUGAGGGGGAGGGGGGCAUUUGCAUCUCUUUGAG